CGAAGGUUUUCGAGCGAAUUAUUUAUGAUCAAAUCUAUGCCUUUCUUACUGACAACAAUUUACUAUGUAAUAGCCAGUCAGGGUUUCGAUGUCUACAUUCAACUGUCACCGCGCUUCUUGAGUCCACCAAUAACUGGGCAUACAACAUUGACCAAGGCCGAGUUAAUGCUGUAGUUUUCCUAGAUCUUAAGAAAGCGUUUGACACAGUUAACCAUGGAAUUUUACUAUCAAAACUGAAUGCGUAUGGUCUUGGGGGUGCUGUGGGUAAUUGGUUUAAGUCUUAUCUAAGUGACCGCAGUCAAAAAUGCUAUGUUAAUGGUCACCUUUCUAACAAUCGUACGUUACUCUGUGGUAUUCCACAGGGGACUAUUUUAGGACCAUUGUUAUUUUUACUGUAUAUAAAUGACUUACCAAAUUGCCUUGAGCACUCCCAAGCACGAAUGUACGCGGAUGAUACUAAUUUAACAUUUGCAAGUAACAAUAUUGACGACAUAAAUUAUCACCUUAAUCAUGACCUUGCAAAUGUGAACAAAUGGCUUAUCGCCAAUAAGCUUACUCUAAAUCAAUCCAAAACUGAAUUUAUGCUAAUUGGCUCACGACAAAGAAUAGCCACAUUUCGAUCAGUUCCAUGUUUAGAAAUAGACGGGGUUCCUAUUGACAAGGUUUUACAAGCAAAGUCUCUCGGAGUGUACCUUGAUGAGAAUCUAUCUUGGAAUAUACAAAUUAAUGAAUUAACAAAAAAGAUUGCUUCUGGUAUUGGCGCUUUAAAACGUGUUCGAUCAUUUGUCCCAGUCGCAACAUUGCAAUUAAUUUUUAAUUCCUUGGUUCAGCCAUAUUUCAAUUACUGUUGCACAGUUUGGGACAAUUGCAACAAAACCCUAGCUGAAAAACUUCAAAAACUACAAAAUCGUGCAGCGAGAGUACUAACAUUCUCCAGUUAUGACACUAAUGCUGAUGGUUUAAUUGAGAAACUUGGCUGGAAAAAACUAUCAUCCCAGCGCCAGUUUCAAAAAGCUGUCAUGGUCUAUAAAUCAUUAAAUGGUCUUGCUCCUGAUUACAUGCAUUCCAU
Messenger RNA from Paramuricea clavata, 1069 nucleotides. Lineage: Eukaryota; Metazoa; Cnidaria; Anthozoa; Malacalcyonacea; Plexauridae. The record is from the annotation of a GenBank genome assembly.